CGCACUGACGUCGGAAGCGCGUGGCACACCCUGUUUUUCUAGUGCGUUUUUCACCAUGUAAUCUCUUCUGAGCGAUUUUUUUUUCUCUUCGUUCGUCAAUCGUUCGUAAUUGUGUCUGAGACGUUGUCUCAACAAUUUUUUACUCGUUUUUACAAGGCAAUAUUAAAAGGGUGAAGUUCAUUUUCGGUUUGUUUGUAUGGUUGUAUUGGUUGUGGGGGAAUUACACAGAUUGAGUGGGGGGAAUUGAUAUAUUUUUUGUGUUUUUGGAUUUUUUUUUACAAUAACAAAGGGUAAACAUACGUUCAAGCUUCUAAAUGCUUUCUACUAAAUUGAAAAAGCCGUCGUACUAUUUGUGAUAUAUAGUGGUUGAAUAUUAAAAUAGAAAAUUAUUGAUAAUAAGCUAUAGUUUUUUACUUUUUGUACGCGUUCGCUGUUGGUGAUGUUUUAUAGCAAGCUUAAAAACCAUCACUUUGGAUAUAACUUUUGAGAAAAUGUCUAGAACCAUCAAUGAGUAUAGGAUUAAGAAAAUAGAGAGUCUCGGUAAAAUGACUGCGAUGACGCAAGACGAGAUAGUGACUGCAGUCAGGACGGUGGCUCAGGGAUUGGAGGCCCUAAGAUCGGAACACACUGGUCUUCUCCACGGUCUACACGAUGCCCCGGAUCCCCUAGCUAGCGAGAGGGCUUCCCUAGUGCAGCAGAGCGCUGAUAUGAUCGAGCUUGGCCUUGGAGAAGCGCAGGUCAUAACAGCCCUCGCCUCGCACUUGCAGCUGGUUGAAGCGGAAAAACAAAAACUACGCACUCAGGUCAGAAGGCUGUGCCAGGAGAACGCAUGGCUCAGAGACGAGCUGGCCUCUACCCAGCAGAGGUUGCAGGCCAGUGAGCAAACAGUGGCACAGCUCGACCAGGAAAAGAGACACCUGGAGUUCAUGAAUUCCGUCAGGAAGUAUGAUCAGGACCUGUUCGAGGACAACUCGAACGAAAAUUCUAAAUCGGAAAAACAGGACCCGGUCAUCGACCUAUUCCCUGACGAUGACGCCGAGGAUAGAAACGCAUCACCCACUCCUCCAAAUCAACUCACCCUGUCCCAGCAAGUGAACGCUGGCUACGAAAUACCAGCUCGUCUGCGCACCCUCCACAACCUAGUGAUCCAAUAUGCUUCACAAGGCCGUUACGAAGUGGCCGUACCCUUGUGCAAGCAAGCUCUGGAAGACUUGGAGAAAACCAGUGGUCACGAUCAUCCCGAUGUGGCAACAAUGUUGAACAUUUUGGCUUUAGUUUAUAGAGAUCAGAAUAAGUAUAAGGAUGCUGCUAACUUACUCAACGAUGCUUUAGCUAUCAGGGAGAAGACUUUGGGCGAAAACCACCCAGCGGUUGCUGCUACUUUGAACAAUUUGGCUGUGUUAUAUGGCAAGAGGGGCAAAUACAGAGACGCAGAGCCCCUGUGCAAGCGAGCCCUCGACAUUAGAGAGAAAGUCCUUGGUCGGGAACAUCCUGACGUUGCCAAACAGUUGAAUAAUCUUGCUCUGCUCUGCCAAAAUCAGGGUAAAUACGAGGAAGUGGAGAAAUACUAUCAGAGGGCUCUGGAAAUCUACGAAAAGAAACUGGGUCCAGAUGAUCCCAAUGUGAGCAAAACAAUGAACAACCUGGCGUCUUGUUACUUGAAACAAGGCAAAUACAAGGAGGCUGAGUCGCUGUAUAAAUCCAUCUUGAACAGGGCACAUGAAAAGGAGUUUGGAGCAAUCGAUGGUGACAAUAAGCCCAUUUGGCAAGUAGCAGAGGAAAGGGAGGAGAAUAAAGCUAGGAAUAAGGAGAACGCCCCUUACGGUGAGUACGGGGGUUGGCAUAAAGCAGCCAAAGUUGACUCUCCCACUGUUACUACCACACUGAAGAAUCUAGGCGCCCUCUACCGGCGUCAAGGUAAAUACGAAGCUGCCGAAACGUUGGAAGAUUGCGCUUUGAGAAGUCGUAAAGAGCACGUACAACAAGCCCUUGAUAUUGUCAAGCAUUCUAAAGUGAACCUUCUCGGUGACCUUGACAAACGUAAAUCUAGCGGAGCAAAAGAUAGAGCUUCAAGAAGAGGAUCAAGAGAAUCUCUAGAAAUGACCUAUGACGGUGACGAACCUAGUACUGCAAGGACUCCAGAUACUGAAAAGGGAGGAUUGAAAACCAAACUCUUUAACGCCUUGGGUAUAAAUUCGGCCACUACCAAACCUAGCUCUUAAUCCAUCGAACUAGCUUCAUCCAAAAAAAGCCCUUCGACAUUAAUCUAAUGAUUAUUAGUAAUCGACAUUCCACUCUUAAAAUGCACGACAGAAUUGAAAUCAUUGAGGUUACUAUGGACAUUUUUGAAUGAUUUUCAAAGUACUUGUUAAUCGAAUUUAUGCAAUUGAUUCCUAUAGUGAGAUCGAAGUUGAUAAAGUUUAUGUUGUUUGAAACGAGGGCGUUGAUAUAAAUGUGGAAACUAAUUUUUAUUUAUUACUGUAAUUUAUCUUCAUUAAUUUUUCAAUGGAGAAAUAAGGCUUCUUGCUUAACUGAUUUAAACAACUCUUCUGAAUAGCAUUUUUCUACUUCCUUAUGUAUUCGUUAUUAGAAUUUUCAUAUUAUCCUUUGAAUAAUUUCGAAAUUGAACAUAGUAUAUUUUUCUUAAUUUAUUCAAACAUUUAUCUAUUAAUUGAUUCAAAUCAUAAUUUAAUGGAUUUAAAUCAUAACAAAGUGUUUUAUCACGAAAUUAUUCAAAAUUACGGACCCAGUGAUGAUAUUUUUUUUUAUUUUAAGUUAUCAUGGAAAUCUAUUAAAAAGCUUUAAGGACAGAAAAAUUUCACUAAUUACGCACUAUUGUAACACAUAUAUAUGAAUUGAAUUUCUCAUGAAACGAUCAAAUAUUGUGAAUGAAAGCCUGCUAGGUCAAUUAAAUUUUAGUAGAAUUCGUGCAAUUUUUACAAGAUGCAUUUUCAAGAAAAUUAUUUUAUACAUAAUUCAAGUAGAUUAUCGAAAGGUAACGUGAAUGAAAUAAUAUUGUAUAUUCAAUGUAUAAUUAACAAGAUGUGUUGAAUUAUGUUUGUUAAAAAUAAAUCCAUAAAAUUUUA
This is a messenger RNA of Harmonia axyridis, 3086 nucleotides long. It is a transcript of the gene Klc, whose product is annotated as kinesin light chain. The record is from RefSeq and is a predicted model, not a curated record. Gene Ontology annotation, molecular function: kinesin binding. The transcript has 11 exons. Gene Ontology annotation, cellular component: cytoplasm; membrane-bounded organelle; kinesin complex. The coding region runs from base 492 to 2222 and encodes 576 amino acids. Gene Ontology annotation, biological process: microtubule-based movement. NCBI's taxonomy places the organism in Eukaryota, Metazoa, Arthropoda, Insecta, Coleoptera, Coccinellidae.